Messenger RNA from Xenia sp. Carnegie-2017, 744 nucleotides. Its product is annotated as protein FAM166C-like. The transcript has a single exon. The coding region runs from base 61 to 678 and encodes 205 amino acids. Lineage: Eukaryota; Metazoa; Cnidaria; Anthozoa; Malacalcyonacea; Xeniidae. The record is from RefSeq and is a predicted model, not a curated record.
CAAAUUCCUCUGUAAACAUAUGUCUCGGGUGACAGUCACAGAAUCACACUAACUGCUCAAAUGGCUUGUUAUAUGCACAAUAAAUAUGCAACUACCAGCAAGGAAAGCUAUCGACAUCCAAAAUCCGUCCCUGGCUAUCCCUAUUACACCUCAGAACGGCCGCAGGACUUUGGAAAAAACGUCGAACAUCGUGAAGGGUCAACAAAAUGGUUUCAAGAUCACAGAAGACCAAAUAUUGUUGAAAAUAUCCUCAAAAAUAACAUAGCCUCUAGAAGAAUGGAAGUUCGACCUUCUAAAUACAGUGACAGUCCUGAUAGAGUUCUAGGAGCAAGAUGUACCACGAGAAACGAGAGAUUGAAUCGUCCUGAUUGUAAACUCUUUAAUAGAUUACCAGAUAAAGAGAGACAGAUAAAGUUUUUUGUCGAAAAGAAAGAAGAACAUCGGCAAAAUUACAAAGAUUUAACAGGCACCAAACAUCAGGUCGACUACUUUCAUUACGCUCAUGUAGACGAGGAUCAGUUUUCUCACUCAAAAUUCUCCUCGUCUAUCAAGAACUAUCCCUCUCCCUAUAAAGGGGCCUUGGAGUAUUCGUGGUUAACAGAAAGAGGGCCUAAAUAUUUCGAACUAUAUUCAGGCACGUCUGACUUCAAUCAUCAUCAGGAAAUACCUGAAAUUUGAGUUGUGUUAUACGACGUGAAGUGUUAAAUGAAACUUUAAUAUAUUCACAUUUUAUAUUGUUGUAAA